AUGCCGUCUUGCGUCUCUCGUCGGCCUGUGAACAGGCUGCAUCUGUUUUCCGCCAGUUACGCUUGUCUGCCCCUCUCGAGUGUCCAGCCCGACCCGGCUCUGCUGGCAGCUGUACCAUCUGCAGAGCAACAGUUGUCACGACAUCUCAUACGUGCCCAUGCCACCCGGCCCUCCCCAGUCCGGAUGAGAGGAAUUGGGAUCGGCCAAGCGGGAACAGCUGUCGGACCUGUACCACCGGUACUCUGCAGAGCUGUUGCCGAGGCGUCAGUGCCUCGGCCGAACAAAGGCUGCGUCUGUCAAACAGCCUCUUCAUCUUCACCCAUUCACCUCCAGGCCCCUGACUGUCUACAGUCAGUCCCUCAACUUGUUUGUCUCCCUUUGCAUUUUUCUUUCUUUCUUUCUCACUCACUCUCUCUCUCUCUCUCACUCACUCACUCUUUCUCUCUCUUUCCCUCUCUUAUGACCACUCCGAACCGACCCCAGUUGUCCAGCUUCCAGAGUUUUCACCAGUUGUCCCGUCUCGUCGCCAGUUGCUGGUAG
Molecule: messenger RNA, 540 nt
Organism: Protopolystoma xenopodis
Lineage: Eukaryota; Metazoa; Platyhelminthes; Monogenea; Polystomatidea; Polystomatidae
Source: the annotation of a GenBank genome assembly